Lodderomyces margitis is the source of this 933-nucleotide messenger RNA. Its product is annotated as carbon-nitrogen hydrolase family protein. Bases 1 to 933 code for a protein of 310 amino acids. Lineage: Eukaryota; Fungi; Ascomycota; Pichiomycetes; Serinales; Debaryomycetaceae. Gene Ontology annotation, molecular function: catalytic activity. The record is from RefSeq and is a predicted model, not a curated record. The transcript has a single exon.
AUGGUUAAAAGAGUACUUGCUGCGUUACAAGUUGGGUCAGAAAAGACCACCAAAGAAACCCUUGACAAAAUCUUGAGCUACGAACAGGAAUUGAAACAAGCCAAUGUCGAUUUAGUAGUUAUUCCAGAAGCCACACUAGGUGGAUAUCCUAAGGGGUCAACGUUUGGUUCUCAUUUAGGGUACAGAUUACCUUCAGGCCGCGAAGAAUUCUUAACCUAUUUUAAACAAUCAAUUACUGUGCCUGGGCCCGAGACCCAGUUGUUGGAAACAUUCUCCGCUAAAAUCAAUGCUACUAUCGCCAUUGGAGUAAUUGAGAACGGUGGUGGGUCAACAAUGUACUGCUCCAUAGUUUAUAUUGACCCCAAGCGGGGGUAUGUGGGAAAACAUCGCAAAUUAAUGCCCACUGCUAGCGAAAGAUUAGUAUGGGGACAAGGUGAUGGGUCGACAAUACCGGUUAUUGAAAGUGCAGUAGGCAGGAUUGGUGGUGCAAUAUGCUGGGAAAAUUAUAUGCCAUUAUUACGCCAAUGCUAUUAUUCCAAAGGAAUAGAUGUGUGGGUUGCCCCCACGGUUGACAUGAGAGAGAUUUGGCGUUGUUCAAUGAGAACUAUAGCUUACGAAGGAAGGAAUUUCUUGGUCAGUGCCGUGCAGUUUCAACCGGCAGUGGCCAAUGAAGAAGAUACUCCCACUGGGUGGGAAAUGGGAGCAAAUUUGAUCAAUGGUGGUAGUGUUAUUAUUGACCCUAUGGGUGAAAUUGUUGCUGGGCCAUUGAUUGGUAAAGAAGGUGUAUUGACGGCGGAAAUUGAAACUGAUGAUGUGAUUCGAGCACGAUUUGAUUUGGAUCCUGCGGGGCAUUAUUUUAGAGGCGAUGUUUUUAAAUUAACUGUUGAUGAGACCUCGAGAGAUGUUGAAUUUGUCAAUAAAAAAGCUGAGUGA